Molecule: messenger RNA, 1321 nt
Organism: Saprolegnia parasitica CBS 223.65
Lineage: Eukaryota; Oomycota; Saprolegniomycetes; Saprolegniales; Saprolegniaceae
Exons: 8
Coding region: 1-1215 (404 amino acids)
Source: RefSeq, a predicted model, not a curated record
AUGCUUUCUCCGGACGACGCCCGAGCGCGCACAUCGCCGCUGCCCGACGGCACAGAGCUACUUGCGUCGCCCGGCCUCCGCUUCGACGCCUUUGCCAUCACGGACGUUGGAAAGUGCAAGACCUUUUUCAAGACGGGCUGCGCCGUGUGCGCGGAGGCCUCGCUCUCGCUCACGCUGCACGAGACGUCGGGGCGCAUCCAAUGCCUGCUUCCCGACGCCUUUUGGACCAGCCACGAUUUCAUGUACCUCGUCGACUUUACGAGCGACGCUGCGCGUACCAAUGUACACUUCGUGCAGUGCAUCUACCUCGGCGACCACUGCAUCGUUGAGUCGUUUUCGUUCGGCGCGAUCGAGCCCAAUGUCGCGUACCGUUGGGAGGUGGAGUGGAUGAACCCCUUCUACUGUGCGACCAACACACGAGACUUGCCGAGCGACGUCUUUUACUUUGACGAAAACACGCUGCUCGCGCACCACCGUCUGUCGUUUGCGUCAAUGUCCAAGGUCGACGGCGACCGUACAACCCAGUUCUUUAGCGCGUUGGGGGCCGGGGCGCUUCCGUCGAUUCGCACGGCGUUGCACAACCUCGCCUAUGUCCCACCUCUCUACAAGCACAGCUCGGACGACCUCUUUGACUUGAUUGAUCGCGGCGCGUUCGACGUCGUUCGGCUUCUCGUCGACCACGGUGCCACGCUCUCGGGGGCCGCCGAAGCGCCCUUGGUCGCAGCGUAUACGAGCAACCAGCCUUGCAUGGCGCAGCUCCUCCUGGACCUCCACGCACCGAUCGACGUGGUCCAGAAAGCCGCCCCUCGCAACGUCCUCCUGGCGCUCUGUCUACUGCAUCUGACGGACAAGUGCGCGCGCCGGUGGCACAUCCUGCAGCUCCUCGAGCGAGGCGCCGCCACCACCAUCCGCAAGCCGAACCAGGGCGGGAUGACACCGUAUGCGCUGGCCACGUCAAUGGAUGAAGCCAUGAUUCUCGAGAGCUUUGACUUUUACACGAAAGCGACCUCCGACACACCGCCAGACGACGACGACGCUGCGGAUCUGUGCUGGCAGAGUCUCGCGACGGCCUGGCGUCUGCAAACGAGCACUUCAUUGGAGCGAUCGCCGCAAGGCAGCGGCUCCUCCGUCUACGAGUACGACUCGGACGUGCCCAGCGGCGAGAGCGACGACGACUGGACGCUUGUCGACGACUACGUGGACACCGUCAACUAGACUAGAUGACGCUAUUCCCAACGGAACACCCACGAAUCGGCCAUAUUAGCCUGAUCAGACUGCAUUCCGUCCGCUCUGCAAAGUUAACACCCAGACCCCGAUCCAC